Molecule: messenger RNA, 1389 nt
Organism: Prorocentrum cordatum
Lineage: Eukaryota; Dinophyceae; Prorocentrales; Prorocentraceae
Source: the annotation of a GenBank genome assembly
AUGGCAGCGGGCUCUGUCUCUGCUCAACGAGAUGCGGAAGGCAAAGGUGGCGCCCAACCUCGUAAGCUACAACGCCGGGGUCAGCGCGUGCGAGGUGGGCAACCAAUGGCAGCAGGCUUUGGCGCUGAUCAGCGACAUGUCGCAGGCGACGUUGGAGCCGUGCUCAGCUACAACGCUGGGAUCGCCGCGUGCGAGAAGGGUGCUCAAUGGCAGCUUGCUUUGGCUUUGCUCCGCGAGAUUCGGGAGGCGAAGCUGGAGCCCGACGUCAUCCUCAGCUACGGCGCUGGGAUCAGCGCGUGCGGCAAGGGCGAGCAGUGGCAGCAGGCUCUGGCGCUGCUCAGAGGGAUGUCGGAUUCGAAGUUGGAGUCUAACGUCAUCAGCUACAGCGCUGGGAUCAGCGCGUGCGGCAAGGGCGAGCAAUGGCAGCAGGCUCUGGCGCUGCUCAGCGAGAUGCGGGAUGUGAAUUUGGAUCCCGACGUCAUUAGCUACAGCGCUGGUAUCAGCGCGUGCGGCAAGGGCGAGCAAUGGCAGCAGGCUCUGACGCUGCUCAGCGAGAUGCGGGAUGCGAGUUUGGAUCCCAAUAUCAUUAGUUACAACGCUGGUAUCAGCGCGUGCGGCAAGGGCGAGCAGUGGAGGUGGGCUCUGGUGCUGCUGAGCGAGAUGUGGGAGGCGAAGCUGGAGCCCGAUGUCAUCAGCUACAACGCUGGGAUCAGCGCGUGCGAGCCGGGCGGGCAGUGGCAGCAGGCUCUGGCGCUGCUCAGCAAGAUGCGGUUUGCGAGUUUCGAUCCCGCCGUCAUAAGCUACAACGCUGGUAUCAGCGCGUGCGUCAAUGGCGAUCAGUGGCAGCAAGCUCUUGCGCUGCUCAGAGGGAUGUCGGAGGCGACGUUGGAGUCUGACGUCAUCAGCUACAGCGCUGGGAUCAGCGCGUGCGGCAAGGGCGAGCAAUGGCAGCAGGCUCUGACGCUGCUCAGCGAGAUGCGGGAUGCGAGUUUGGAUCCCAAUGUCAUUAGCUACAACGCUGGUAUCAGCGCGUGCGGCAAGGGCGAGCAAUGGCAGCAACCUCUGGCGCUGCUCAGCGAGAUGCGGGAUGCGAGUUUGGAUCCCGACGUCAUUAGCUACAGCGCUGGCAUCAGCGCGUGCGAAGAGGGCGAGCAAUGGCAGCAGGCUCUGACGCUGCUCAGCGAGAUGCGGGAGGCGAAGCUGGAGCCCAACGCCAUCAGUUACAGCGCUGGGAUCAGCGCGUGCGGCAAGGGCGAGCAGUGGAGGCAUGCUCUGGCGCUGCUCAGCGAGAUGCGGGAUGCGAAUUUGGAUCCCGGCGUCUCUGUUACAACGCUGGGAUCAGCGCGUGCGAGAAGGGCGGGCAGUGGCAGCCGGCGCUGGCGCUGCUGA